Molecule: messenger RNA, 4574 nt
Organism: Thalassophryne amazonica
Lineage: Eukaryota; Metazoa; Chordata; Actinopteri; Batrachoidiformes; Batrachoididae
Gene: araf
Product: A-Raf proto-oncogene, serine/threonine kinase
Exons: 16
Coding region: 163-1986 (607 amino acids)
Biological process (GO): protein phosphorylation; signal transduction
Cellular component (GO): cytosol; mitochondrion
Molecular function (GO): ATP binding; protein kinase activity
Source: RefSeq, a predicted model, not a curated record
GAACUUCUUUUGACAGAUCCGACUUCAGAUUUAGGAAAUUCAAGAUGGCUGCCCCAGGUUCUCCAUAAAGAGCCAGUUCUUCUGGUCUUCUGUGUGUGAAACAUUCCUAAAGUUGUGGUGUGUUAGCUCUGUGUUCCCCUGCUGCUGCUGCCGCUACUCAUCAUGUCCUCCACCUCCUCCUCCUACUCCUCAUCAGGGGAGACUAGUCCGGAGGAUGUACCCCGAGGUGGUGGGACCAUCCGAGUCUACCUCCCCAAUAAACAGAGGACAGUGGUGAAUGUUCGUCAAGGACAGACUGUACACGAGAGUCUAGAUAAAGCACUCAAAGUGAGAGGCCUAAACCAAGACUGCUGUGCUGUAUUUCGGCUUUUAGAGGGGCGUAAGAGACUCACAGAUUGGGACACUGACAUCACUCCUCUUGUUGGAGAGGAGCUUCUGGUUGAGGUCCUGGAUGAUGUUCCCCUCACAAUGCACAACUUUGUACGAAAAACCUUCUUCAGACUGGCAUUCUGUGAUUUUUGCCACAAGUUUCUUUUUAAUGGCUUUAGAUGUCAGACGUGUGGCUACAAAUUUCACCAGCACUGCAGUAGUAAAGUCCCGACGGUGUGCGUAGACAUGGAUACGAUGACCAAACGGUGUGACACCAAUCCAGAUGAGUACCCUCAGAUAUUAUUGCCAGAAAACUCAAUAUCACAGAGCAACCUAGCCUUAACGCCAGAGGCCACCGGGAUGGACCUGUUGUCUCCAACCUCAGCCUUUCACUUCCCGAUGCCCAGCGGAGAUGGCCAGUCUUUACAGAGGCAUCGCUCCACUUCCACCCCAAAUGUUCAUAUGGUCAGCACUGUGGGCCCAGUUGGGACCAGCAUUAUAGAGGAAGCACUAAAAUUCAACAGUACAAUAGGUCCCGAGCCUUCACCGAAACUCUCCACUAGCCCACCUUCUUCUUUGGGCUCUCCAGGUAGGAGACCGCCGAAAUCCCCCUCAGAACACAAAGAGCGCAAGCCUUCCUCAUCUGAUGACAAAAAAAAAGUGCACCGAGGGGGCUACAGAGACUCAAGUUACUACUGGGAGGUGCAUUCUCGAGAAGUCACCGUCUUGAAGAGAAUAGGUUCUGGCUCCUUUGGAACGGUCUACAAGGGCAAGUGGCAUGGAGAUGUGGCCAUUAAGAUCCUGAAAGUGACUGAGCCAACACCUGAGCAGUUACAGGCCUUCAAAAAUGAAAUGCAGGUCUUGCGGAAGACCCGUCAUGUCAACAUCCUGCUGUUCAUGGGCUACAUGACAAAGCCCAACUUCGCCAUCAUCACACAGUGGUGUGAAGGCAGUAGCCUGUACCGCCAUCUUCACGUCACUGAAACAAAGUUUAACACGAUGCGACGCAUUGACGUGGCCAGACAGACGGCGCAAGGCAUGGAUUACCUUCAUGCGAAAAAUAUAAUCCACAGAGAUAUGAAAUCAAAUAAUAUUUUUCUUCAUGAGGGCUGGACCGUGAAGAUUGGCGACUUUGGCCUGGCCACAGUGAAGUCUCGAUGGAGCGGCUCUCGGCAGGUCGAACAGCCCAGUGGAUCCAUACUCUGGAUGGCACCUGAGGUAAUCCGAAUGCAGGACAGCAACCCCUACACCUUCCAGUCUGAUGUGUACGGAUAUGGAGUUGUUCUGUUUGAGUUGAUGUCAGGCACCCUGCCUUACUCCAACAUCAACAACAGAGACCAGAUAAUCUUUAUGGUUGGGCGCGGUUACUUGUCUCCAGACCUCACUAAGCUGUAUAGUACCUCACCAAAGGCAAUGAAAAGACUUAUCGUUGACUGCCUGAAGUUUAAAUGUGACGAGCGGCCCCUGUUUCCACAGAUCCUGGUAGCCAUCGAGCAGGUCCAAGACCUGCUGCCAAAAAUUGAACGGAGUCGCUCCGAGCCCUCGCUCCAUCGGGCCGUUCAUGCCGAGGACCUGAAUCCGCUGCUGCUCCACACCACCAGGUUUAUGCCGCUCUGAUCCCAGGCCGCCAGUGGACAGUGAGGUCAGACCCUGAUCCAGGUCGCAGCACUCGGAACCCCGGAGCUGCAGCACAAAACUAAAGUUGUCUUUUCAUUUACACAUGUAACAAAGAGCCCGCAGUUCGUGGAAAUGACACUUUUUAAACUGUAAGAGUUUUCUUUAAUCUGAGGAUUAUUAAAAGAAAAAUCUCCAUUCAUUUUAAUUUGUGAAGUUCUAAGAAUUAAAUAUUUUUCACCUUCACUGUAGAAUUGUAAUGGAGCAAAAUCCUGAUCGUUGACCAGCAGCAUGUACGUGGCCCAAAGGUUACUUUGCUUCUGGAGCCACAGGCAAAGUUUGUACAGCACAGGUGCCCAUGUCUCCCACUCAGGCCGACUUCAUGCCACUUAGUAGAGAUAAACUAGACAAUAGCAAAAUGAGCACAGCCCCUCCAUGUAUGUGAGGAAAGUAAUUGUCCAGCUUUGAUAGCAGCGAGUUCAUGAUGUGUAUCAGCCAUAACGGCAAACGCAGAGGACGCUUAAAUAAAAUACAAAGCCAAAAGUUGGGGAUUGUUGUGAAAUGAAAUGGUUCAAACUAAAUGGUUAUCCAAGUUUGAUGGAAACAUUAAAUUAAACACUCGUUUGGCCUUCAAGUCACCAUGUUCUCGUGUCAGAGAUGCACUUGAUAUCAUUUCGACCAACAUGGAGGCUUAAACACGUAUUGAUUGAACAGUGCAAGUGAAGUUAAGUCAUUUUGGUAAUUCUUGUACAUCUGGAGACUAGAGCCUGACCGAUAGGGAUAUUUUUUUUUCUCUGCGGGGGGGGGCGAUAUCAAUAUUAGGGAUUAAAAAUUUUACGAUGGAUAUUUGCUAGUAUAGAAGAGUGUUUAUUUCUCAAUAACUUACACAAAAUGUAAGUGCCAAACAGAUUUUUAUAGAAAUACAGUGGUCUGGAAGUGUAUUUCCCCAUCUUGGAUUAUUUUGUACAUCCAGCCAACCUAAAUCACGGUGUCUUCACUCGGAUUGGCAGUCACCAUAUCGCAUUGCUCAGCGUUUGCGUAAAUUAACUUCUCGGUUGUUGUGGUCCUGCCUAGCUGGUGGCAUAGCGACCACGUGUCUUUUGUCGCUGUAAAACACUGAUUGAAAAUGAGUGGCAGGUGGUUGCUUUGCCAUUAUGCAUAGUUUGCCCAAGGGGUGAUGUGGUCCCAGCCUUGCUUGACAACAUUGUAAACAGUGCCCUCUGCUGGGCAAAAACUGCAGACUCACAAUUUCCAACAGCCAAAUUGUUUCUCUGCAUUGCUUAUUCUGUGAAAUACAUUUUCCUGUUGCCUAAAGAUAACACAGAUACUGAUGUUUGUGAAAGGCUCACAUCAGCCGAUUAUUACUGGCGAACUGAUUUAUCGGUCGGGCUCUUCUGGGGACUUCAGUCUUCUCUUCAAGCCUAAAAUGUCAAUGGAGACCGAGGAAAAUUAUCUCCAGCUUUAUAUAAAACUGAUCAUGAAGACUGGAUGAAACUCUUCAGGCAAAUGUGUCUGAUUGUUGUCAGAUUUUUAGGCCUUAUACAAAAACGUUCCACACGUUUAGAUGUUCACAGGACACAAACAUGCAGUAGACAAUAAAACUAAGAUGCUAAGGUAUAAUUUUGUACAAAACCACCUUUUAUCAGUUUGUACCUUGAACACAGACUUGUUUCUUUUAUAAUUCUGGAAAUUAUUUGACCCAAAAAGAUCAUUUGAGACAUUAGCAAGAUGUAGACUUAACAGAAACUGUUGUACUGCUGCUAUAAAAGAUGUGGUUUUUUUUUUUUUUUUUAAUACUAGUAUACUGGCACUUUUGUGCACCACUGUGUCAGGUUCUGCUCUCUAAUAUUCUCACUGCCCCUGAAUUUUUCUCCUCAGGGAAUCCAGCAGUCUGUGUUCCACACAAACAGUUUAACUCUGCCAGUGUGGAACCAUUAACACUGUCAGCAUCAGGUCCCAUUGCGAUUCGUGUCCUGUAGUUGUCUUUGCAGGCUGUAGGCUGCCGCCGUCAUUUAAGUGAGUUUGUCUGGCGCACCACUUGCAGAUCCGUUGUGUGGUGACUUUGCCUGGGCUAACGGACAGCAGGUCUGUCCACUGUACUUGUGCCUCAUCUCUGAGCUGUGCGUCUCUCUGCUCUGCUACUUUUACACAAGAACCAAGAACAGCGCUCUCCUUCAAAGGCAGACAAAACUGACCAAAAACUAGUCUUAAAUUUUGCAUCUGUAGCUUCUGACUUCUUCCACAUUCAGUAAAUAUCAGUUUCUUUCUGAACUGUGACAUGACUGUCUAUGCAGAAAAAACAGAAGUGUCCCUAAAGUUUCGGAUUUUUUUUUUCUCUCUGCCCACCAGCACAGUGUCAUCCCCUCACCCCCCUUCAGCUUUAAUUCAAGGAUUUUAACAAAAAUAUCACGUUAACCAUUUAGGAAUUAGUCGUUCUUAUACAGUCCUGUUUUCAGAGGCCAUAAGUAAUUGGACAAAGUAAAUGUUAAGGGUUAAUGCUGAUUUUUAAAAUGCCACUUUUACAGCCGGCAUUCUUUUAAGUCAGGAUGGACACAUGAACAUUUACACCUCAGUGAAUGUAUUUUGGACUU